AUGUUCCUCCAUACGCAAGCACAUUCGACUCUCAAAAGGCAGAAACGAACACAGUUUUCACCCAUUGAGAAGGAUCCAGAGCAAAAUAUAACAAAAGGGCGAUCAUGGUAUAUCCCAGGCCCUGCAUGGCUCUGGUUGGAGCCAGUCGUGCAACCGUUUCGCGCCUAUGGUGCUGCGCAAAGAAGAAGACCACAUUUGGUACAAUGGCUGAGCACCAUAACAAUCUACUUCUUGGGCGACUUGUCGGCACAGAGAGCCUUGCAAGAGUCCGUAGACGAAGUUGAGCAGGAGCCUUGGUAUGAUACUGGCCGCGCACUCCGGUCGCUGACAAUUGGCGCAAUCUCAUCGAUUCCAUCAUACAGAUGGUUCAUCUGGUUGGGAGAAUCAUUCAACUAUUCCUCAAAAUUCUUGUCUCUUGCAACGAAAGUCGCAGUGAAUCAGGUCAUCUUCACGCCCGUAUUCAAUACCUACUUCUUCGGUAUGCAAAGCUUGCUCAGCGGCGCAACAUUAGCUGAGGCUGGCGGAAGGAUCAAGAAUACAGUGCCAACGAGUUGGUGGAAUAGUUGUAAAUUGUGGCCGGCAGUGACGGCUUUCAGCUUCACUUUCAUUCCUUUGGAAUAUCGUAGUGUCUUUGCUGGAGUGAUAGCUAUUGGGUGGCAGACCUAUCUUUCCAUGCUGAACCAAAAAGCAGCUAAAGCUGAACGUGACGCAAUAGAGUGUGCCGUUGUGUAG
Molecule: messenger RNA, 732 nt
Organism: Pseudovirgaria hyperparasitica
Lineage: Eukaryota; Fungi; Ascomycota; Dothideomycetes; Acrospermales; Acrospermaceae
Exons: 2
Coding region: 1-732 (243 amino acids)
Cellular component (GO): membrane; cytoplasm; mitochondrion
Source: RefSeq, a predicted model, not a curated record